This is a messenger RNA of Lichtheimia ornata, 324 nucleotides long. RefSeq lists its product as uncharacterized. The transcript is spliced from 3 exons. Lineage: Eukaryota; Fungi; Mucoromycota; Mucoromycetes; Mucorales; Lichtheimiaceae. Bases 1 to 324 code for a protein of 107 amino acids. Gene Ontology annotation, biological process: proton motive force-driven ATP synthesis. The record is from RefSeq and is a predicted model, not a curated record.
AUGUUCAACACCGUUAUUCGUCGUGCCUACACCACCAAGGCUCUCAUUCCUCCCAACGUUGCUGCUGCCACCAAGGUCUCUGGCUCUGGUGCCAAGGACGCACAACUUGCUCAACUCGUUGCCUUUUACAAGAACUUGCCCAAGGGUGCUUCUGAGCCUGCCAAGCCCUCUGGUCUCUGGGGUCGUUACAAGGCUCGUUACAUUGAUGGCGACAAUGCCUCUGUUACCCCCUUGCUUCACCUCAUUUUCGGUGUCUUCGUCGCUGGCUACACCAUCGACUACCACUUCCACUUGAAGCACCACAAGAACGUUGAGCACCAUUAG